CUUCUGCUAAGUCAAAAGCGAUAUGCAGGUGCACACUUAGAAUGGACAUGAUUGUAAAUUUUUGAAGAAAUCGAUUCAAACAUACCUUUUUAAUUUUCCCACUUGUCAGAAAAGGGGCAGACUUCGUACAUUACAGGAUCUCAAAACACCCAAAUGAAACCCAUCAAGCUGAUUCUUGUAGUUUUGCUCCUCUACCAGACAGAUGGAUUAAGAAACCUAACUUUUAAGCAAGUCACAAUUUCACAACAUGCAAAGAUGGUUCCCGAAAUCCCUCAAGACAACAUCAUCUUGUCGUGGAUGAAUACGGAGGCUGCAUUAAAGAAAGCGUACUUGAACCUGAUUAAAAGUUUAUUAACGAAUUCAUUCGGCUUGUCUCUCACUACUAAUAUAUCUCAAAAUUGUACUCACAGUUUAAUUGAAUACUUAAAUGGAUUGAGGAAUAUGAAAACCUGGGCUUUCAAAAUGUUCGAUUCAUCUGGAAAAAUAGCAAAUGGGGUGAUUGGUGGAAAUCCCACGGCGUUUGGUGAUUUCGAGACUUGUCUUGAAAUAGAAUCUCCCAGCGGAAAAUUUAAAGGACAGUAUUGCGAUAUUGAUUUUGUUCCAUUAUUGCCGGAAAGAGAAAUGAUGUCACCAGCAGAAAAGCCAAUAAAAAUCAUUGAUACACUAUUUGAGCCUGGCACAUUGUCUGAUACCUUAGCAAAAAUGGCUAAUUAUCUCUAUACUACUCAACUACGCUUAAAUGCCUGUCUCCCUUCAACUUGUUCAAAAGAAGACGUAACAGCCUUGUUUUCUAGCGGUUUGGCGUAUAGGAAGAGCGGAAAUAAAUUAAUUGUACCACAUUGUGACAUUAAAGAAAAGCUGGAACUUACAGCCACGGAGAUUUUUAUUUACACAUUAUUCAUCGUUUUAAUCUGCUUGGUGGUACUGGGAACCUCAUUGGAUAUUCUUUUCAGAAAUAAACCAAAACGUGAUUUUCAAACAAAUAACAAGAGCACAGCAAUAAAGGCAUUAUUAUGCUUUUCUGCAUACACAAACACUAUUAGACUUUUAAAGGUUGACAACAAUCCAGAUACUCUACACAUAUUCCAUGGUCUUCGAGUAUUCUCUAUGACUUGGAUAAUAUGGAGUCAUUCAUAUCUUGUUUGCAGUUACCGAGCAUUUGAUGGAGGCUUUCGCAGCAGAAGCUUAGGAAAAGAAUUUAUCUUCCAGACUGUACCCUGGGGAUUUUUAGCGGUUGAAAACUUUUUCUUUAUGAGCUCAGUUCUUCUCUCGUACAUUUGCGUCCGAAUAAAAGGAAGGAUCAGUAUGCCAUCACUCUUCCUGAAGAGGUAUCUCAGGUUGACUCCAACAAUGAUGCUAGUUGUAGCUCUCUUUUCGAUUAUUGGACGUUUUGGCUCUGGACCUCUGUGGAAAGAAAUUGUUACUGAUUCAUUGAGCAAGAACUGCUUAGAACGAGGAUGGGUGAAUUUGUUUCACGUUAACAACUUUUUUUAUUCUUCAAAAACAUGCAUGGGAUGGACUUGGUAUUUAUCUACAGACACCCAAAUAUUUUUAGUGUGUUUAUGUAUCUGCGCCAUCAUGAGACGGAGGUCAGGAAGAGGAUUCUUAUUAGCUGGAUUGAUAGUAGUUAUGGGUGUUUUGCUAUCAGCAUGUUCUCAUCUAUAUUACAAACUUCCUCCAACUUAUCUUCUUUCCUAUUUGCAUUUCGAUGAUUGGUUUUUUUAUGCUGUCAAAGGAUACACACAACCUCAUUUUCACAUUCCUGUUAGUGCUGUUGGAUUAAUUGUUGGUUACAUCUUGGCGACAAAAAGAGGCCAUAUACCAAAACGGAUCAAUGCCAUAGGAUGGUUUUUGUCACUUAUGGCAUUCCUUAGUAUAAUUACUUUGAACUAUAAGUGGAACCAAGGAAUGGAACAUGAAUCAGGCCUCUUUGUUUCAACUUUAUAUGGCUGUACUAACAGACUGGCUUGGGGUCUGUGCCUAGCAUUUAUGACAUUAUCCUGUAGUUGGGGUCAAGGCGGUAAGUUAAUUUCUUGCAGUUUAAGAGAAAAAAUUCACUAUCUUUUGGAUGCGAAAAAUCUUCUAUGA
Molecule: messenger RNA, 2088 nt
Organism: Parasteatoda tepidariorum (common house spider)
Lineage: Eukaryota; Metazoa; Arthropoda; Arachnida; Araneae; Theridiidae
Product: nose resistant to fluoxetine protein 6
Molecular function (GO): acyltransferase activity, transferring groups other than amino-acyl groups
Source: RefSeq, a predicted model, not a curated record